Molecule: messenger RNA, 1877 nt
Organism: Athalia rosae (coleseed sawfly)
Lineage: Eukaryota; Metazoa; Arthropoda; Insecta; Hymenoptera; Athaliidae
Product: calmodulin
Exons: 4
Coding region: 154-603 (149 amino acids)
Molecular function (GO): enzyme regulator activity; calcium ion binding
Source: RefSeq, a predicted model, not a curated record
UGCAGUGUAACUACACUAUCGUGGCGUAGUAACACAGUAUUGCCCUGGACGACAGACUCUCUUCCAUUAUUGUCCGAAGUGUAUUUCGUGUCAGCAGCGCUGGUUCGUAGUGGAGUUUGUGUAGUGUGCCGGUAAUAUCUAGCAGAAUCUGCGAUGGCUGACCAACUCACAGAAGAGCAAAUUGCAGAGUUCAAGGAGGCGUUUUCACUCUUUGACAAGGAUGGUGACGGUACGAUAACAACUAAGGAAUUGGGCACAGUGAUGCGGUCACUUGGUCAGAACCCAACGGAAGCUGAGCUACAAGAUAUGAUCAAUGAAGUAGAUGCUGACGGUAACGGAACGAUUGACUUUCCCGAAUUCCUAACAAUGAUGGCGCGUAAGAUGAAAGACACUGACAGUGAAGAAGAGAUCAGAGAGGCGUUUAGGGUAUUCGAUAAAGACGGCAAUGGUUUCAUCUCAGCUGCUGAACUGAGACACGUUAUGACAAAUCUUGGCGAGAAGCUUACAGACGAGGAGGUCGAUGAGAUGAUAAGAGAAGCUGACAUCGAUGGUGACGGUCAAGUCAAUUACGAAGAAUUCGUCACAAUGAUGACAUCAAAGUGAAUACAAACCAUGGUUUGGAAUAAUUCACAACUAGGAGUGGUGUUGAUAAUAAAGUGGAUACCAGAAUAUAAAGCUAUCAUCAACACUUAACAUAAUACUAUAAUAAUAAGUAAUAAAGAUAAUUAAUACCAACCAUCUUCAUCGUCGGCAACAAAAUCUUAAGAGUAUAAAUAUUGAAACUGCAUUUCUGCUCUCCAGUCUUAAUACAUCGUGAAUUGGAAAUAUUUAACAGUAUCAUGAAAAGUUGGAGUAGAUCUUUGAAUAAAGUUUGAUGUAAUUUACAAGUAAUAAGUAAAGUACUGUAGAACAUUUGCGAUAAUCAUCAAAUUUUGUUCAAAGUUUGUGUAAUUUUUUUAAGAAAUAUAUUCAGGUAUUGUGUUUGAAUUAAUAAUAACUCUGAAAUUCACCCUUCGUAUCUUGUUUUAAUUCUACAUGUCCGUGUUUAAUGGGAAAAAAGAAUAGUAAGAAAAAAAGGAAAAAAACAACAUGGUUUGAGAGAUUAUUUGAAAUUUAUGUACCGUAGUAUUAUAAAUUAUAAACUCUUAACGGAAUCACAUUCUGAUAAAUUGAAAGUCCGUGUUACAUAACAAUUUGUGGCAUGAUACUCGGCUCAAUGAGACAAAGGAAUGUAUCGCGACCCAUUAAUAGGUUAAUAGUAAUUUAAAAUAGUGUUGGUUUAUAAUUUAAUUUAUACAAUUAAUAUGUGAGAAAAGUAACGAAGAAAAAAAACAUUGUUAAUUAACACUUGAUUUUAUCCAAACAGUAUAUAUUUAAUUUUUAAUACCAUAAAUAACGACCACCACGUAAAGUAAAAGGAAGUGGGGACACACAGGGAUCGUGUCUGACUGACCCUGUUAACAUUCCUUCUCAUCCCGGACUGUAUGAAAAACACCCUCACUCGAUUCAACCUGACCUGACCAACAUUUAACAUGUUUGUAGACAAACAAACGAACACGACACACCUCUCCUCGAUACGGGGACUGCACUGCACAACAUCAGCACCACUUUUCGAACUAUCGAUCGGUGCACUUUCUGGCACUAGUUUGACUAUUGCACGGUUAAUGGUGCAACAGACUGGUUGGCUGGAGCCAUCACACGUCUUAAUGUUACUUAACCAACGCCGAUAUAAGACCAUCGGAUCAGUCAUAAUACAUGUAAUAUAUAUUAUAUAUUAAAUUAAAAUUCCUCCACAGUCUUUAUUUAAUAAUGUAUUUGGUGACCUAGGUUGCAUUGAUUAUAAAAGACAAAAUAAAUGUAUCCUCAUUUUUAGGUCA